AUGACCGAUGGCAAUAUUGGAGGAAUCGGUAGUGAAACCGAAAUUAUUGGUAGCGCUUCUGAAAUUAUUAAAGAUCGUCUGUAUUUUGCCACAUUACGAAUAAGACCAAGAUCGACUGUUCAUACACAUUAUUUUUCUAUUGAUGAUGAAUUCAUAUAUGACAAUUUCUAUGCUGAUUUCGGUCCACUCAAUUUGGCUGUCGUUCAUCGUUACUGUACAAAACUUAAUAAGAAGUUAAAUAAUCCAACAUUGUCGCAUAAACGAAUUAUUCAUUACACAACAUUUGAUCCAAAGAAACGUGCUAAUGCUGCAUUUUUAGUUGCUGCCUAUUCAAUUAUUUAUCUAAAACGAACACCUGAAGCCGCAUAUAAACCGUUGAUCAAUGGUAUUAAUGCUGCACAUCCAUUUUUACCUUUUCGAGAUGCAUCACUUGGGUCAUCGUCGUAUAACUUAACUUUACUAGAUACGAUGCAAGGUCUCUAUAAGGCAAUGCUUCAUGGAUUUUUUGAUUUUGAAAAUUUUGAUCUUGAUGAAUAUGAGUAUUAUGAAAAAGUUGAAAAUGGUGAUUUAAAUUGGAUUGUACCUCGCAAAUUGCUGGCUUUUUCAGGUCCACAUGCGAAGAGUAGAAUUGAAAAUGGUUACCCUUUACAUGCACCAGAAACUUAUUUUACCUAUUUUCGAAAACGUAAUGUAACAGCGAUUGUACGAUUAAAUAAAAAAAUUUAUGAUGCAAAACGUUUCACUGAUGCGGGCUUUGAACAUCAUGAUUUAUUUUUUCCUGAUGGUAGUAUACCGAGUGAUGCAAUUACAUUGAAGUUUUUAACCAUAGCUGAACAAGCCAGAGGUGCUGUAGCUGUCCACUGCAAAGCUGGUCUCGGCCGAACGGGUACAUUAAUUGGAGCGUAUUUGAUGAAAAAUUAUAGAUUUACAGCAGCUGAAGUAAUUGCUUGGUUAAGAAUAUGUCGACCUGGCUCAGUUAUUGGUCCACAACAAAAUUAUCUUGAAGAAAAACAAGCAUGGAUUUGGUCGUUAGGUGAUGCCUAUAGAACAAAAGAUCGGCCACGAUAUACAUUAACUCUUGGUGGAAAUUCUACGGUGGAUGCAAGUUUUCAAAAUCCUCUUCGAUAUUCAAUUAAUAAUGUUAUUGGAGAUUAUAAUAACAUAGAAGAAGAGAAAGACGAUGUAAUUACUCAGGGUGAUCGAUUAAAUGAAAUCAAAGCACGUCGUAUACAUCAUCAAUAUCCAACAUCGUCAGCGAAUAUGAAUGUCACUUCAAGUCUUACAUGUAAACAUUGUAUGAAACUGUAUAAAUCAUUAUCGAUACUUAACAAGCACAUUCAAAGUCAACAUUAUCGAACAACUAAUCAAAAGAAUCAUAAUGAUCAUCAAUCAUUAAUGACAUGUAAUAAAUGUAUUAAUAAAAAAAUUUCAUCAAAAAAAUCAUUACAACUACAUCAAAGGCAAAUGCAUAACAACAAUAAUUCUAUCGUCAGUGAUAAUAAAAAGGAUAGGUUGGACCCAUCAACAUCAUUUACACGUGCACAUACAUCCUUAACUUCUGCAAUUAGUACGCCAAUGCAUAGUAUGCCAUCGACUGAUAUACGCCGUAGUUACGCACCGAUGUCAACUACGUCUUCUAACGUUCUAAUAAAUACGACAACACGAAAACCUCGUUCAUACAUUUCAUCGGCAACUUCAAUGAUGAAAGGUCCUGUAUAUCCUCCAACUGGUCGCUAUAUGCAUGCAACAACAAGUAACACUAAUGCAACAUUAACUAUAUCUGAUACUGAUAAUCGUGACCCAAUAUCAUCAACAAUAUAUAAAAGUACACAACGUGGCAAAUCUCCAGCAACGCCAAUGUCUAGUAUCACAUUACCAACACAUACAUAUUACACACGAUCAAAAUCGUCUUAUUCCAAAUAUUAA
This is a messenger RNA of Rotaria socialis, 1926 nucleotides long. NCBI's taxonomy places the organism in Eukaryota, Metazoa, Rotifera, Eurotatoria, Philodinida, Philodinidae. The record is from the annotation of a GenBank genome assembly.